Messenger RNA from Hibiscus syriacus, 957 nucleotides. RefSeq lists its product as uncharacterized. The coding region runs from base 1 to 957 and encodes 318 amino acids. Gene Ontology annotation, cellular component: chloroplast thylakoid membrane. The transcript has a single exon. The record is from RefSeq and is a predicted model, not a curated record. Gene Ontology annotation, biological process: photosystem I assembly; response to photooxidative stress. NCBI's taxonomy places the organism in Eukaryota, Viridiplantae, Streptophyta, Magnoliopsida, Malvales, Malvaceae.
AUGAGAUUUACAAGGAUCUACAAGAGCUUGACUUCACAAGUGCCUAAUAUCCUGGUCAAAAAGGAUAGCCUGAAAAAGGAGAAACAGAUAUAUGUUGAUCCAAUUUCAUUACGAGAUUCAUCCAUGGGAGAAAUAAGCUUCAACAUGAUGUUGCCACCUCCGUUGUUCCCCGCAAAGCACAAGUUCUUAAGCUAUAGCCUUCCCAACUCUGCAACUUCCUCCCCUAGAUUCAGCUCCAUUUCGUCAAGGAAGAACUCGAAAACCGAAAGCCAAGCAUCGCCUCAGAAGAACAGCCAGUUUUUGAAAAGCAAGUCUUGUGGGGAUGGAAGAACAUGUGCAGCAUCAGAUGAAGUUGAUGAUCUUUGGCUGUACAGGAAGUAUCGACAUGGAAGUUUAAUCUCCAAUCCCGAUGUAAUUAACAAUGGCGGUCAUCGUGAGGAGAUGGAUGGUAAUGAAGUUGAGUUCAAAUGCAGUGCCCUUUGCUUGUUUGUACCAGGGUUUAACAAGGCGAAGCAAGUAAGGCCUACAAAAGAUGCAAUGAUGAUGGAGAAUAAUAAUAAUGCGAUAUCAAAAACAGUUUCCCUGGAGAAAUUUGAAUGCGGAUCCUGGGCUUCAUCAACAAUAAUACCAGACCCUGAUGUUGAUGAUGGUGACUCCAUGAAUCUCUACUUCGAUCUUCCGUUGGAGUUGAUUAAAAACCUUGGGAACGAUUCGGAUUUACCGGUUUCGACUGCUUUCGUGUUCGAUAAUAAGGAUGUAAAAGGAGUUUUGAAAAAUGGUUCGACUCAAACAAGAUCAAAAGGCAGGAAAUUCCACGAAUCAUCAUCAUCGAGGCAUGUCAGGUUCUCUACAUCGUCUCCCACAUCGUACCCUGCCUCGCCAGCUUCUUGCAUAACGCCUCGUUUGCGUAAGGCUAGGGCCGAUUUUAAUGUUCUCCUAGAAGCACAAAGUGCAUGA